GCGGCGGCGCCGGGCCCGGUUCUGGCCCGGUUCGACCCCGGUCCUGGCCCGGCUCCGGCCCCGGCGGAGCCCCCGCGAGCCCCGCAGGUGAGGCUCUCACCUGCGGCCGUGUCCCCCCAGGUGCGGCCAUGGCGGGCGCGGCGCCCCCCGCAGGUGCCCCCGAGCAGCCCUUCACCUGCCGGGAGUGCGGCAAAUCCUUCCGCUGGUCCUCGCGCCUGGCGCAUCACCUGCGCAGCCACACAGGUGAGCGCCCCUACAAGUGCCCCGAGUGCCCCAAGGCCUUCAAGGGCUCCUCCGCCCUCCUCUACCACCUGCGGGGCCACACAGGUGAGCGCCCCUACACCUGCGCCACCUGCGGCAAGAGCUUCAAGCGCUCCUCGCUGCUGCAGACUCACCUGCGCGUGCACACGGGGCUGCGCGCCUUCAGGUGCGCCCAGUGCGGCCUCACCUUCAAGUGGGCGUCGCACUACCAGUACCACCUGCGGCAGCACUCAGGUGAGCGGCCCUACCGCUGCCCCACCUGCCCCAAGGCCUUCAAGAACUCCUCCAGCCUGCGGCGCCACCGCCACACCCACACGGGUGAGCGCCCGCACACCUGCGGCACCUGCGGCAAGGGCUUCGCCCAGGCCACCAACCUGCGGCAGCACCUGCGCGUGCACACGGGCGAGCGGCCGUACACCUGCGGCACCUGCGGCAAGAGCUUCACGCACUCGUCCAACCUGCACCUGCACCGGCGCACGCACUCGGCGGCGCGGCCCUUCCGCUGCCCCGCCUGUCCCAAGGCUUUCGUCAUGGCCGCCUACCUGCAGCGGCACCUGCGCACGCACGGCCCCGCCCCGCGCCGCGCACCUGGCGCUGCCGCACCUGCGCCGCCGCCGCCCGCCGCCGCCGCUUACCUGCUGCUGCCCGUUCCAGGUGUCGCCUCCCCCCGCAAGGUGCUGCUGCUGCCCGGCCCCGCCCGGCCGCACCUGGCGCAGGUGGGCAAGGGGCAGCGCACCUGGCAGAGCGUCCUGCUCGUACCUGGCGCCGGGCAGGAGGGGGCGGCAGCGGGGCUGCAGCUGCAGGUGGCUGAGGUGGCAGGGGUGACAGGUGUGACAGGUAUAACAGGUGUGGCAGGUGUGGGUGUGACAGGUAUAACAGGUGUGGCAGGUGCAGGUGUGACAGGUGUAGGGGUGGCAGGUGUGACAGGCAUAAGAGGUGUCACAGGCAUCCCAGGUGUAGGUGUGACAGGUGUUGCAAGUGGAGGUGUGACAGGUGUGACGGGUGUGACAGGUAUAACAGGUGUGGCAGGUGCAGGUGUGACAGGUGUAGGGGUGGCAGGUGUGACAGGCAUAAGAGGUGUCACAGGCAUCCCAGGUGUAGGUGUGACAGGUGUUGCAAGUGGAGGUGUGACAGGUGUGACGGGUGUGGGUGUCACAGGGCUCACAGGUGUGAGAGGGGUGACAGGCGCAGGUGUCACAGGGCUCACAGGUGUGACAGGUGUCCAGCUCCAGGUGCUGCCGGUGGCCCCAGAGGUCACCAAUGUCCAGGUGCAAGGCGGGGAGCUGACAGGUGUGGCAGGUGUGACAAGUGCAGGUGUGACAGGUGUGACCGGUGUGACAGGUCUGUCAGGGGUCACAGGUGUAGGUGUGACUGGUGUGACAGGAGCAGGUGUGACAGGUGCAGGUGUGACAGGUGCAGGUGUGACAGGGGUGCGGCUCCAGGUGCUCCCGGUACCCUCGGAGGUGACCAAUGUCCAGCUCCAGGUGCUGCCAGCACCACCUGAGGUCACCGGUGUCCAGCUGCAGGCAGGUGAGGUCACCAAUGUCCAGCUCCAGGUGCUGCCACCACCUUCAGGUGGCACAGGUGUCCAGCUCCAGGCAGGUGAGGUCACCAACGUCCACCUCCAGGCCCUGCCGCUGACCUCAGGUGUCACCAACGUCCAGCUCCAGGUGCUGCCACCACCCUCAGGUGGCACAGGUGUCCAGCUCCAGGUGCUUCCAGCACCACCUGAGGUGACCAAUGUCCAGCUCCAGGCCACCGAGGUGCCCGGUGUCCACCUGGAGACCGCGGAGGUGACCGAUGUCCACCUGGAGAUCUCAGAGGUGCCAAGUGCCCACCUGGACAUGUCAGAGGUGCUCAGUGUCCACCUGGAGACCACCGAGGUGACCGCUGUCCACCUGGAGACCUCAGAAGUGACCGAUGUCCACCUGGACGCCUCAGAGGUGACCAAUGUCCACCUGGACACCUCAGAGCUGCGCAGUGCUCACCUGAAAACCUCAGAGGUGACCAAUGAGCAGCUGGACACCUCAGAGGUGACCGAUGUCCACCUGGACACCUCAGAGGUGACCGCUGUCCACCUGGAGACCUCAGAGGUGACCGAUGUCCACCUGGACACCUCAGAGGUGACCGAUGUCCACCUGGACACCUCAGAACUGCCCAGUGUUCACUUGGAGACCGCAGAGGUGACCGACGCCCACCUGGACAGGUCAGAGGUGACCGAUGUCCACUUAGAGACCGCAGAGGUGACCGAUGCCCACCUGGACAGGUCAGAGGUGACCAAUGUCCACCUGGAGACCUCAGAGGUGAUCGAUGUCCACCUGAAGACCUCAGAACUGCCCAGUGUCCACCUGGAACCCACAGAGGUGACCGAUGCCCACCUGGACACCUCAGAGGUGACCAGUGUCCACCUGGAGACCACAGAGGUGACCAAUGUCCACUUAGAGACCGCAGAGGUGACCGAUAUCCACCUGGACACGUCAGAGGUGACCGAUGCCCACCUGGACAUGUCGGAGGUGCCCGAUGCCCACCUGGAACCCACAGAGGAGGUGACCGAUGUCCACGUCCAUCUGGAGGCCACAGAGCUGCCCAAUGUCCACCUGGAGACCUCAGAGGUGACCGCUGCCCACCUGGAGACCACGGAGAUGACCAGUGCCCACCUGCAGACCAAUGAGAUGACCAGUGCCCACCUGGAGACCAGUGAGAUGACCAGUGCCCACCUGGACACCUCAGAGGUGACCGAUGCCCACCUGGAGACGUCAGAACUGCCCAGUGCUCACCUGGAGACCAUGGAGGUGCCCAGUGCCCACCUGGAGACAUCAGAGGUGCCCUCUGACCACCUGGAGACCCCUGAGGAGGUGCCCGGUGCCCACCUGGACACCUUGGCGAUGACCAGUGCCCACCUGGAGGUGCCCGGUGCCCACCUGGAGCCCACAGAGGUGCACCUGGAGCCCCCCUAGGAGGUGCCUAGUGCCCACCUGGAGACCUUGGGAGGUGCCCAGUGCCCACCUGGACAUGUCAGAGGUGUCCAGUGCCCACCUGGAGGUGCCUGGUGCCCACCUGGACACACCUUGAAGGUGCCCAGUGCCCACCUGGAGGUGCCCAGUGCCCACCUGGGCACGCCUUGGAGGUGCCUGGUGCCCACCUGGAACCCCCCAGGUGCUCCUGGUCCAGGGGACCCCGUGCCCUGCCCCGUGCACACCUGUGCCCGCAGGUGAGGGGUGCCAGGGGUACCUCGGGGGUACCUGGGGUACCUGAGCUCACCUGCCCAGGUGAGGGGUGCCCGGGGGUACCUGGGGGUCCCUGGGGGGUGCCAGGGGGG
Pyrgilauda ruficollis (rufous-necked snowfinch) is the source of this 3580-nucleotide messenger RNA. Its product is annotated as zinc finger protein 628-like. The transcript is spliced from 5 exons. The record is from RefSeq and is a predicted model, not a curated record. NCBI's taxonomy places the organism in Eukaryota, Metazoa, Chordata, Aves, Passeriformes, Passeridae. Gene Ontology annotation, molecular function: RNA polymerase II cis-regulatory region sequence-specific DNA binding; DNA-binding transcription factor activity, RNA polymerase II-specific. Gene Ontology annotation, biological process: regulation of DNA-templated transcription. The coding region runs from base 129 to 3218 and encodes 1029 amino acids.